This is a messenger RNA of Cimex lectularius (bed bug), 582 nucleotides long. RefSeq lists its product as uncharacterized. The record is from RefSeq and is a predicted model, not a curated record. Bases 1 to 582 code for a protein of 193 amino acids. The transcript has 4 exons. NCBI's taxonomy places the organism in Eukaryota, Metazoa, Arthropoda, Insecta, Hemiptera, Cimicidae.
AUGCUGCUGCUUUUCAUCGCGGUGCAGAUCGCGGCUGCGACAGCCUCGUGCGUCGGAAACUCGUCCUUGUCAUGCCUUCAGCAGAAAAUCGUCAACGCAGCCGAAAGGAUCAAUUCAAUACCAGAGAUACCCAUAACGAGUUGGAUGAGCUUGGUGCCAAACAGAAAUAAAACUCUUCCGACGAUUUUCCCCUUGCCGGAAGCCAGGCUGAAAAAAGACGGGAUCUGGUUCCUUCUAGGGAGAGCGUUGGACGAUUUUCUCGACACGAGGAUUGUCAAAUUUUCACUGCCCGAAUGGGCGGACGCAUCCGGCCAAUCUGUCAACGUCGAUCUAGGACGAGCGCUCACAGCAGCCACCGGCAGGAAGAGGAUCGGCGGAAAGAAAGGGAACGGGAUGGGCAUGCUUAUGAUGGGCAUGAUGGGAAAAAUGGCCCUGAUGUCGUUGGGCAUGAUCAAACUAAAAGCCGUGAAGGCUCUAAUGAUCGGCGCUAUUGCUCUUCUCCUGUCAAAAAUACAACUUUUUAAGAUGCUCGCUUCUAAAAAAGGCGACGCACGGCUGACACCUUUCAACAUGAGCGCUUAA